Mobula hypostoma (lesser devil ray) is the source of this 1838-nucleotide messenger RNA. RefSeq names its product rhodopsin kinase GRK1-like. Gene Ontology annotation, biological process: regulation of signal transduction; signal transduction; protein phosphorylation. Lineage: Eukaryota; Metazoa; Chordata; Chondrichthyes; Myliobatiformes; Myliobatidae. Gene Ontology annotation, cellular component: cytoplasm. The record is from RefSeq and is a predicted model, not a curated record. The transcript is spliced from 7 exons. Gene Ontology annotation, molecular function: ATP binding; G protein-coupled receptor kinase activity. The coding region runs from base 1 to 1677 and encodes 558 amino acids.
AUGGACUUCGGGGGGCUGGAGACGGUGGUGGCCAAUUCGGCCUUCGUGGCAGCGCGGAGCAGUAUGGAUGCGGGCUCAGCUCUGGCCGCCCGGGACAAGAAGAUGCGGGCAAAGCUGAGGUUACCGCCCCCGUCCCGGUGCCUGGCUCUCCGGCAGGAGCUCGAUCUUUCCUUCCACAACAUCUGCUGCCGGCAGCCCAUCGGCAAGAGGCUCUUCUGCGACUUCCUGCGGGCCUCCGAGCAAUUCCGCAUGGCAGUUGGCCUCUGGCAGGACGUGGAGGAGUAUGGCACCGUGGAGGAGAGUGGCCGGGUGCCCAAGGCCCAGAGUAUGGUCAACCGGUACUAUGAGCCCAGCUCGCGGGACUUCUGUUCCUUUCUGGACGAGAAGACCAUACUCCGGGUGAAGGAGGACCAGCCCAACGGCCACGCCGAGCUUUUCCGAGAGUCUGAGGGGCAGCUGCUGGCCUACCUGGAGGCCCAGGCAGCCGAGAGCUACAAGGAGAGCACCUUCUUCCUGCGCUUCCUGCAGUUCAAGUGGCUGGAGGCCCAGCCCAUUGGCGAGGAGUGGUUCACGGACUUCCGGGUGCUGGGAAAGGGGGGCUUCGGUGAGGUGUGUGCCUGUCAGAUGAGGGCCACAGGCAAGAUGUACGCCAACAAGAAGCUCAACAAGAAGAGACUGAAGAAACGGAAAGGAUACGAGGCUACCAUCUUGGAAAAGCAGAUCCUGGCCAAGGUUCACAAUCGGUUCAUUGUCUCGCUCGCCUACGCCUUUCAGACCAAGUACGAGCUGUGUCUGGUGAUGACUCUAAUGAAUGGCGGAGAUCUUAGGUUCCACAUCUACAAUAUGGAUGAGAAGAAUCCUGGCUUUGGGGAGUCCCGCGCACAGUUCUACACUGCACAGAUUAUCUGUGGCCUGGAACAUCUCCACCAGCACCGAAUCAUCUAUCGGGACCUCAAACCUGAGAAUGUGCUCCUCGACGAUGGAGGACAUGUGCGGAUAUCGGACCUGGGGCUUGCCACAGUGCUAAAGGAGGACCGAGAAUACACCAAGGGAUAUGCUGGUACACCUGGAUUCAUGGCCCCAGAGAUGCUGAGAGGAGAACCGUACAAUUUCUCUGUGGACUACUUCACGCUUGGGGUCACGCUGUACGAGAUGGUAGUGGCAAAGGGGCCGUUCAGGAUCCGUGGGGAGAAGGUGGAGAACCAGGAGGUGACACGGAGAAUCUUGAAUGAUGCAGUGCAAUACCCCCCCUCAAUUAGUAGAGAGUGCAAGUCGCUGUGCGAGGCACUGAUGGCCAAAGAUGUGUCCCAGCGGCUCGGCUUCAAGGACGGGAACUGCUCUGAGGUGAAGAACCAGCCCUUCUUCAGCACCAUCAACUGGGGUAGACUGGAAGCAGGUUUGGUGACGCCUCCAUUCAUCCCCGACCCCAAAACAGUGUACGCAAAGGACAUCGGUGAUGUGGGGAUGUUCUCCUCGGUGAAAGGGGUGGUCAUCACCGACAGUGACAAAGACUUUUACAAUGAGUUUGCUUCAGGAAACAUAGCGAUCCCCUGGCAGGAGGAGAUGAUUGAGACUGGCAUCUUUGACGAGAUGAAUAUCUGGGAGGAAGACGGCAAAGUUGCAAAUGAGGAGGAGGAUUCAGCCAGCAGAAAGUCAGGCACAUGCGUACUCCUCUGAGGGUACAGCACAGUACGAUAGUGGCAAUGUGGAGAGAGACAGGGUCUGCACACAGAUCAGGGACCCAUAGCACAGUCUGGUGUGCUAUUAGCGCCUGUUGUCCAGCACCACCCCUGUCCUGUGCAAUCCUCCAUUAGCACCACCCACUGUGUGACCCUCCU